Messenger RNA from Scomber japonicus (chub mackerel), 1111 nucleotides. RefSeq lists its product as uncharacterized. NCBI's taxonomy places the organism in Eukaryota, Metazoa, Chordata, Actinopteri, Scombriformes, Scombridae. The transcript has 2 exons. Bases 133 to 993 code for a protein of 286 amino acids. The record is from RefSeq and is a predicted model, not a curated record.
AAAACACAUUAGCGUUAGUACGUGAAUGCCUUUCUUUCGUUGCUACUCUGUUUACUAGCUCGAAGCUUAGCCUAGCUCUGCUGUUAGCUUUGUGAAUCCACAGGUACAUCUUCUCGUCCUCCUCCUAAAAAAAUGGCCAAUAGGUUACUGCAGCUGAGAGUGUUUGUUAAUGAGCGGCUCACAGCGGCCGCGGAGGAAAUCUUCGGUGCUGUGGAAAGAACCAUAUUAGAGUAUCGAAACGACAUGUAUCUGUCCAGAGAGGAUGUAAAACACAGCGGGCUGCUGAUGCUAGCUGAAGGUUUGAAUCGACAGAUGGAGUUCUCUGCAGUCUCCCAGGAGGUCAGUGUGUCUGAAGCAGAGGUCUCCUCCCAGCCAGCACACACUCCAGAUGCCUCUCCAGAGCCUCUGGAACACUGGACCAGCCGGGACAAAGACAAAAUGCAGGAUGUGUAUGAACAGAGCACGCCACCCAUGUCAUGCCGUCAAAUCCAAACCGAGACCAGCAGAGAGGAAGUGCUUCUCCCCAGCACUUCCACCGACUGGUUGAAAACAGAAGAGGAAGACGACGGCUACGAAAGAUCAGAAACAGCAAACUUCUGGCAGCCGCUCUCCUCAGACAGCAUGGAUGAACAUGAUAUUAGUGAUGCUGAGUAUACAGAGAGAGGAGGAUCUAACUCAUGUUUAAAGAUGGUCAAGUCAAAGCAAAAGGCAAAGCAAAGACUUUUAGGAACAUCUCUGGGGAGCCAACGUAGUGAACAACAGCCAUGUGUACCCCAAACCCCUCCCUUUGCAAACAUGUUGAUGAUGCAGCUUCAAGCUAAAACUGCAACCUUACCAAUGAUCCCAGAUUUAACUCCUGGAAAGAAGAGGAAGAGAUGUCAGAGCUGCCCAAAGAAGAAAGACACCAAGACCAGCACCAUCUGCCUGAAAUGUCAAAAAUACAUUUGUAAGGCACAUUGCCAAACAUUCACAUACUGCCUGACAUGCAUAUGAACACAAUGAGAACAAUGAUUUUGUUUAUACAGCACCCUUAAAAAAAAACCUCACAAGUGCUUCACAAUAGUUACCACAAACACCAUCAGUUAAGAAAAAGCCAUAAGAGAAGUCUCUG